AUGGACGUGGAGACGCUCACGUCGCUGCUGAUCCUCGUGUUCGUCGUCUGCGGCGCGCUCUACGACGUGGAGCUCAGUCCCGAGGGACGCGCUCUACACUCGCGCGGCUAUCGAUGGCGACGACUGCAGAACUGGUUCCCUAUGGGCGUGGCCUAUGCCGCGUUCUACAUGGCCAGGUACAACGUGGCGGCCGGCAACGUCUCAGCUGUGCGUGACAAGCUCGGCUUCUCCUCCGCGUACAUGGGCUGGGUCCUCUCGGCUGGAUCGUGGGCCUAUGCCGUCUCUGGGCCCUUUACGGGUCAGAUGACGGACCGCAUUGGGGGCAAGAACGGCAUCAUCGUCGCCUGUCUCGGGGCGGCUCUGUGCAACCUCUCGCUGGGGGUCCUUUUCCUCUGCAAGGUGCCGUUUGUCGUGGAGCAAGUGCUGUUCGUCGUGCUGUACGCCGCCAAUGUGCUGGUGCAAGGCUUCGGCACGAGUGCUGUGGUCAAGAUCAACGCGGCGUGGUAUUCCACCAGUGAGCGAGGAAUCUUCGCUGGAGUCUUCAAUAUCAUGCUCACAUGUGGCUACUACUUGUCACUGGGGACUGGCAGCAGUAUCAUCGGGACCUUCGGCUGGGCUUACGUGUUCGCAAUCCCUGGUGCCGCGUUGUUUGUAAUGGCUCUCGUCAUUUCGUGCUACGUGAAGAGCUCCCCAGCCGAUACGCACAACUUUUCUGAGGAGAUACUACCCACUACGAUGAACUCCCAGCGGAUAUCCUCCUCGGAUGGCGAAGAUAAUGAGUUUUAUCUUACUCCGAAGCAGCAGAUGCAGCAACUCAUGCGGAAUUACACUUUCCUCGGGUAUCUCGGUGCUGUAUUUUUCCUCUGCUGGGCACGCGACGGAUUCCUCAACUGGUUCUUCUCCUUCUUCGACGCGGUGCGUGAGGCUCCACUCACGUCGAGCGAUACGGCAAUUAUCGGCGGCGCGUGGACUAUGGGGGGAUUCGUUGGCGGCAUUUUGUGUGGCUGGCUGAGCGACGUCAUCUUCCACUCGGACCGCAUCAUGCCGAUCUUCAUCUUCUCGCUGCUUCAAGCCGUUGUGCUUGGCCUGAUUUACCUCAUGAGCGCAACGUGCAGCGUGAUGAUGCUAGGAGGUUUGGUAUUCUUCUCGAGCGUCUUCUUACUGGGCAACUACACGCUGCUGAGCUACACGGUACCGUCGGAUUUAUCGCAAGAUAUUGCUGCCGGUGCCGCUGGUGUAAUGACGGCUGUGGGUUAUUUCUCCACGGGGCUGUCGGGUGCCUUCAUGGGCAAUGUUGUUGGACGUGGAGGCUACGGAGUGUGGGCGUUCUCCCUGAUGGUGGCGUCGGUCUUCGCUGGGGUUUUCACGUUGUUAGGCUCGUACUUCUCUGAAGAGGGCAUGAUGAUGACAAAGGAGCAGGCAGCGGGGACGCCACAUCCAGGGGACUUUGAAGAGAUGACGCCGCUGUCCCUUGGCAGUGUUAGCAGUCGCCGCGCCUCCAUCGUCCGACUUAACAGUGACUUUGUCGUCUCGCCGAUGCCGCUACCACGCAAAUCUCCGCUACUUGAGCAAGAUGAAGCGGCAUCGUUUUGA
This is a messenger RNA of Phytophthora sojae, 1593 nucleotides long. RefSeq lists its product as hypothetical. Gene Ontology annotation, biological process: transmembrane transport. Gene Ontology annotation, molecular function: transmembrane transporter activity. The transcript is spliced from 3 exons. NCBI's taxonomy places the organism in Eukaryota, Oomycota, Peronosporomycetes, Peronosporales, Peronosporaceae. The record is from RefSeq and is a predicted model, not a curated record. The coding region runs from base 1 to 1593 and encodes 530 amino acids. Gene Ontology annotation, cellular component: membrane.